AAAUAGUUGGCGGUCAUGUUCAUAAUGUUGUUCCUGUACGACCUAGUUACAUACGAACGCAUCUGUCUGUCAAUUUCGCCUGAAGUUUCACUGUGUAAAAGAAUGUAAUUCUUUAUCAAUGGCUGAGGGUCAGUCACAGUCAACAAGUGUCACCGAAACACAGGUUGUUGAGGAGUCUGAGCAAGGACAGGUAUUACGUCUCAAGUUAAGAAAGCCUAAAGCCAAGAGGGAAGUGAAAUGGACAACAGACACAGUUGACAAUGAGCACAUGAAUAAGAAAAAGUCCAAAUGUUGCUGUAUUUAUGAGAAGCCAAAAAUGUUUGACGAGUCUUCAUCAGAGGAGUCUGACGAUGAAUGCCGUAGUUGUCGUGGACACAAAGAUAAAUGUUUUCGCACAGACAAAAAUGAAAAUCAAGAUGCAGGUCCUAGUUCUGAAAUUCCCAGUUAAUCAGGUUUAUUGAAAAAUUGUCAUUAUAUUUUGUUUCUUGCAAUUGGACAUAAUUCAUGGAAUCCUUUUAAAUUUCUGCUUAUGAUUAUACAGAAUAUUUAUUUUCAUAUUUAUUGUUGAUGUUUUGUCACAAGAACUAGGUACAUGUACAUGUAAUGAGGAAACAUUUUCUCUGAUUUUACAUCAUAAGAGAUUUUGUGAGUGCCAUGUCUGCAAGACACAGCCAUAUUUUCUUCCUUUUUUUUUUCUUUACCUUGUUUGCAAACUAAAAUGAGUGAUUUUGUGAUGUCUUGAAUCAAUAUUGAUUGUCAUUAAAACUGGAUGUUUUUGUUUGAUAUACAUAACAGAAGCUAUUAUGAGAAGGAUUUUAAUGAUUUUAUACUGAAGCAACAAAUUAUUUCUUCUUCCCUUGUAAAAUAGAGUUCAAACGUUUUCUCCAACAGUAUGAUAAUCAAAUCUUGUAUUUUUUCUACUGAUCCUUAAAGUUUUAGUAGAUUGAAAGGAUCAUUAGAUACUGUGAUAUUUUGAUGUGAGUGAAGUAUAUGUCUAUGUUUAGAAGCCUGAAAUGUUGAUUAUUUUAAUACAAGGUCAUUGAAAGCUU
This is a messenger RNA of Ostrea edulis (European flat oyster), 1049 nucleotides long. Its product is annotated as E3 ubiquitin-protein ligase PPP1R11-like. The coding region runs from base 119 to 448 and encodes 109 amino acids. Lineage: Eukaryota; Metazoa; Mollusca; Bivalvia; Ostreida; Ostreidae. Gene Ontology annotation, cellular component: nucleus. The record is from RefSeq and is a predicted model, not a curated record. The transcript has 4 exons. Gene Ontology annotation, molecular function: protein serine/threonine phosphatase inhibitor activity; protein phosphatase 1 binding.